UGUAACGUUUACCUGGAAGAGAACAAUGUUAUUUGUGAGCUGAACAACAAAACUCGACUGAUGAAAGCAGCUGAUUUCAAAAAGAGAAGAGGAUCUACUUACUACGGUUUGGUGCAGAUUUCCUGCAUUAACGUUUUCCACGAUGAGAAAGCAGCGAGAAACUCCGGAAAAUGUCAUCCAGAAUACAAAGGGAAAGGCUGCCUAACACCUGUACCUGGCUGGUCUUCCCGUAAUCCCGCUCUGUCCUGCAAGCACAUUUUGGAAGCUGGAGUCUCAAAAGGAGACGGAGAGUACUGGAUCAACUCUGAGAAAAAUGGAAGUUCUUUAAAAGUAUUUUGUGACAUGACAACUGAUGGAGGAGGCUGGCUCUUGAUCUAUAACAUUAUUGCCGAGGGAACUGUGCCCCCGACCAGCUUGAUCAUUGAAAAGACAUAUGCAGGAGUCAGUCGUUACAGCAGCAAUAGAAUGGUUCUCUCUCCUGACGGUAUGCGAGAGCUAAGAUCCCGCAUGUCUUUCACUCAGCUGAGAUUCCACUGCCGUAAACAGCAAUAUGGACGAACGUUUCAUGUCAAAACGGCCGCGAACAGCUCUGGUGAAGCUGUAGUUGGGUUUUUCGGCGGUGAUACCGAAGUUUUUCCCAAAGCCUGUGGUUCAUUCGAAAAACUCAAGGGAGACAACUCAGUCCUUGCAAGUAGAUGCGCAGAAUGGGGGAGGGAAAACAACGCGUAUCAUGUUGGAAAAUGGGGACAUGAAGGGCAUAAAGAGCUGUAUAUAUACUCAGCAUUCAUUAAGGAUCACCAUCAUUGGGUCACUUCGCCAGUCCAAGACAGAUGGGAAUGUGAUGACAGUCGAAAAGAUUUGACACGCGGCGACUUUUGGAAGAUCUAUGUCCGUUAAUUAAUGUAAUGCUUUGCGACUCUUUAGUGGAAACCCCGUAACUGGCGUUGAAGGAGCAAACGAAGAUACGUUAAGAUUAGAGCAUCUUGAAUUCUUAGCUCAAGAUUUUUGCGCCUGUCGAAAAUCCGUUCUUUAUCCGUAAUUGGUGACCUCCUCGAAUCUAAUGUACAAGUCAGCUUCUGAUAAACGAGUUAAUUUUAAAGA
This is a messenger RNA of Pocillopora damicornis (cauliflower coral), 1101 nucleotides long. RefSeq lists its product as uncharacterized. Lineage: Eukaryota; Metazoa; Cnidaria; Anthozoa; Scleractinia; Pocilloporidae. The record is from RefSeq and is a predicted model, not a curated record.